AUGGCGCAUAUGCGGGACGCUUCGCUCAACCCGUCCUCUCCCCACUCGUCGAGUGCCGGUGCCGACUCAUACAAACACGAAAACACACCUGACACUAGACUCACCGUAUUCUCUCCCGAUGACAAUUUAGCCCGGCCCAAUAAGCCGUUAACCGCCGCUAGCCUCGAUGGCUCCUCCAGCCACGUUGUUCAGUACCAUGCCAACACUCCCAAGGGCUUCAGCAGCACCACGGCUGCUGCUGAAAAGGACCCCUUCAUUUCGAACACGGCAGCCAAGGCUCAGCACAAGCUGUCGCCGACCGCAUUGGUGUUCCGGCCUGUCUCGGCUCCUCUGGUGGCCCAUGGAUCCCUGAACAUGCGGAGCGGCACGGGUCCUGCCAUGGGUGCCAAUCGCCAGCUCCUAGCCCCUCAGCCUACAGCCAAGUUCAGUUCCGAGAUGGGCAUCUCUCGCUAUCUGGUCAUAUACUCGCCUUCCCAUCCCGUCUCCGUGACUGAUGUCGAAGGCUAUCUUGCGCAGCUGGAGCGAUUCGGGUUGCCGUUCCAAGGCAAACGCCACGCAGUUGCAGCCGAAGGCAGGGUAUUCCUUUAUCUUCCCAACGUGCGUGAUGCCCGCAACACCCUUGAAAAUGUUCAGCUUGGGUCCCCCAAUUGGUGCGCCAAGUAUAUUGUUGCGGCUGAGUUCUAUAAGGUUUGUAACUCAUCAGCCCAGGUCAGUCCGAUUUGCGACGGCAAGGUACAGAUUACCGCAUAUGACCAAGGCGUCAACUUCGGCGCUGUUUAUGUUGAGACGGUUGUCCAUACCUUUCUUGACACUCAAGGCGAAGUAUUUGCGCUCCUGAGUCAGAGUGCGGCCAACAACCACACUUUCCGGGGUGUGGUCGAGUUUUCGGACGCCGACGUCGCCAUCUCCGUCGUCGACAAGUUCAACCGAACCACGCUGGGUGCAGCACAGAUGUUUCGACCACUUGAGAAUAACAGCCGCCCGUUUGGUGCUUCGAGAGGGGAGAUGAUUCUCUCGGAGGGGGCCCAGCAGCCUACUGGGCUUUUUACCUCAGGCCGUCUCAGUCAUUCGACUGCUGGAAUUCACAAGUCUCAGCAGUUUGCCAUGUAUCCAGUCGUCUGCAACAGCUUUCAGUCUCCCGGACCGAAUCGGUUUAUGCUCGAUCAAACUCCGACACGCGGCCAGGGUGUUUCUCACCUUGCGCCUAUGACGCCCAUCUCCGGAGGUAUGCCUAUGAUGGCACCUCUGUUCAAUACGACUCCCCCCGAUACACCCAUGGCAAUUCGUAGCGAGUUCACCAGCCCCAGGAGCAUCCAACCUUAUGCGCGCCUGGACGGCCGCCGUCAUGGCGCCAUGCGGGCCAACAGGUCACACAAUUUCAACAACGCCGGCCAUCACAACCACGUUGAUGUCAAUCGAAUUCGGGACGGCGUCGACGUCCGAACCACUAUCAUGCUUCGGAACAUCCCCAACAAGGUCGACCAAGUAAUGUUGAAGCGCAUCAUCGACGAGUCGAGCUGGGGCAAGUACGACUUCAUGUAUCUGCGUAUCGAUUUUGCCAACGACUGCAAUUCGUCAAUGCGCGGGGUAAUCAGCGCUGGAACUGCUUCAAGAGUGACAAGGUCGCCGAGAUCUCCUAUGCUAAGGCUCCUCAUUACCGGCCCAAGACCUGAGUUGGCUGGUCAGGAGGAACCCUUCCCGGAGCCGGACAACCUCUCCAAAAUGAGGCGCAGUUGCGAGAAUGCUGAGCAUAUCGGCCUCUUCACUCCAAACGCCGGCCAGCAUUUCCGCGAAGAGCAGCGUCGCCGUCGUUCCCAGUACGACCGCGGCACUAGGCUUGCAGCCCUCGAGGAGUAUGACUAUGCUGUUCGCGCCCAGCAACAUGGUCUCUUCAACCAGAAGUAA
Messenger RNA from Thermothelomyces thermophilus ATCC 42464, 1905 nucleotides. RefSeq lists its product as uncharacterized. The coding region runs from base 1 to 1905 and encodes 634 amino acids. The transcript is spliced from 9 exons. The record is from RefSeq and is a predicted model, not a curated record. NCBI's taxonomy places the organism in Eukaryota, Fungi, Ascomycota, Sordariomycetes, Sordariales, Chaetomiaceae.